This is a messenger RNA of Sitodiplosis mosellana (orange wheat blossom midge), 4271 nucleotides long. It is a transcript of the gene dlp, whose product is annotated as glypican-4. Bases 1265 to 3529 code for a protein of 754 amino acids. Gene Ontology annotation, biological process: cell migration; regulation of signal transduction; regulation of protein localization to membrane. Lineage: Eukaryota; Metazoa; Arthropoda; Insecta; Diptera; Cecidomyiidae. The transcript is spliced from 7 exons. The record is from RefSeq and is a predicted model, not a curated record. Gene Ontology annotation, cellular component: extracellular region; cell surface; plasma membrane.
UCGUCGUCGUCACCCAAAGCAUGCUGCAUGUUUACCCAGAACAGAAAAAAAAACAGAAACAGGCAAUACAUUUACCUGCACGAACAAGAACAUACGCAUUCAUACUGUAACUCAUCAAGUGAAAACGGACGCAUAAUGAUGUAGCGUAUCACACUGCGGCGCAUAACCAUAUGAACGCUAACACUGUGUUCGUGUGUAUGUUUGUCUGUCUGUCUGUGUGCAUAUACAGAGAGUCGCAAUCAAAGAAAUCACUACGUUGAACCGGCUCAUUUCGUUCGCAACACUGAAUGGAACUUGGCGACUUUAGUCUGUGAAGUAUUAUUGUGAAAGCAGCACGUACCCUGUGUAAAUCGAUAUUUGUUCGUAUCGAAUUCUGUUGGGAAUAAGAGCACCAACUAGCUGAAGCUGUACGCACAAUAGAGAGUCAGUCAGCACACGCAAAUCGGAACAAAACUAUUUCGAGAGAAAAAAAAACAACAGCCCAUUUACAAAGAGAGUUUUUAUGUGUGAAUCAAACGGAAACAAAUAAUAUUUGCGCCGGGUGUUGAAAGAUGUACAGUGCGAAUCGACUUCAAGUGUUCUUCAAGUACAAUUUUAAGAAGCAGAAAACUUUAUAGCUUUUUUCCACUUCACUCACUUAUUUUCAUCGGCGCGUAAAUGUUUCGCGUCUCUUUGUGUUCUUAGUGCAUUUACACAACAUUUACAAUCGGUUUGCUAUUUUUUCUCCGUCAAUUCAUUUGGCUUUUUUCACACCAUACCGCUUCGCUAGUAUCAAUAGCCCAAGUCUGAAUUCACUUAAUUGCGGUUGCAAUAAAAUAAUAUAUUCCAUCGUAUAUUAUCGAGCCUAUAAAAAAUACGAAUCGUUCGGUUGUUGCUGUGGUGUUGUUUUUUGUUGUUGUUGUUUUAUUCGGUUUGGAAUACUCGCGGUGCAUGUUGCGUCUAAACGACUAUGCAGUUGAAUUUUUCCUUCUAAAUUCUGUUCAGCGUAUGCAAAAUAAAUACUCAAUGAUAAAGAAAAGUGCCUUUGAGUGAAUGUGCGAUCGGACAUCAAGUGAAAAUAUGUCGUCAAAUCACUUGCAAUUCUAAAGAAAACAGUUUAUUGGUGAUAAAAUUGGUCGCUCAAACGAAUUUAAUCACGGUUUCAACAACAACAUUGAUGCAAAGCUAUAACAAUUAGCCACAUCGAAACAAUCUAAACACAACAACAAUAAAAUCAAACGAUAGGAACGUAGAAUCUAAGCGCAAAAAUAAUUGUAGUGAAAAAAUGAUGCAGCCGGCAAUAAUGUGGUCCAACAGAAAUCGAUCGAAAAUACUGCUGACUGCGCGACAAUAUACUCAUAUGGCAGUUAUAGUGCUGUUCGCAUUACAGACGAUAACAAUGGCAGCCGCACAGAAUCUUGCUCUAUCAUCGACAACGCCGAAACUCGUACACGGUGCACUUGCAGCAGCUGCAAACCCACUGAGCAAUUGCUCGAAUGUGAGGAAUUUAUUCGAAUCGCAGGGAAUCAACGGUGCCGAUAUACCAACGCAACCAAUCACUGACGCUCGUUUGGUUUAUUGUGAUACACCCGCAUCUGGAACAUGUUGCUCGAAAAACAUGGAGCUCAAAUUGGCUAGCAGCUCACGUACCACACUCGAACGAAAUACCAAAGAAUUGAUUGGAAAAUUAGCAUCGGUGCUGUCGGCACGAGCCAACCGUUUCAAUGAAUUCUUCAAAAAUUUAUUAUCCCAGUCGAAAUCGGAAUUCCAUGAAAUGUUCAAGCGAACUUAUGGCGUGAUUUAUGAACAAAAUUCGUACGUGUUCUCCGAUCUUUUCAAUGAUUUGGAAAACUACUACAAUCGUGGGAAAGUCGAUUUAACCGAGGCUUUGGAUUCAUUUUUUAACAUACUUUAUCAACGUAUGUUUGUUGUUUUGAAUUCCCAAUACAAAUUCGAUGACAAAUAUUUGGGUUGUGUGAGUGAGCACAUGAAACAAUUGAAACCAUUCGGAGAUGUCCCCGAAAAAUUGACUGGGCAAAUAAAACGAUCGUUUGUGGCAACACGAACAUUUGAACAAGCAAUAACGUCGGCAGCUGAAGUGGCUAGAAAUAUGGCAACUGUUCGGCCGGGUGCUGAGUGCACCAGUGCAUUAACCAAAAUGCAACAAUGCGGUGCAUGCCGAGGAUUCGUUGAGAAACCUUGCUCAAAUUACUGUGUAAAUGUUAUGCGAGGAUGUUUGAAUCAUUUCAUCGAAUUGGACGUUGAAUGGGACAACUUUGUACAGUCAAUGGAUAAAAUCACCGAACGAUUAUUGGGACCAUUCAAUAUUGUUAUGGUUGUUGAACCAAUCAAUAUCAAAAUUUCAGAGGCAAUCAUGAAUUUCCAGGAAACUGGGCAAGAUAUUUCGGCUCAAAUUUUCAAUGGAUGCGGAAAGCCACAGUUGAACCCAAGACAACGCAAACGCCGCUCAAUCAGCCCACGAUUGCUGCUUUCGGAAAAACGAUACUUUGAUGAUAUUAGUAAAGACGAAUCGAUUGACAACUUUUCGUUCGCUGAAGAAUCGACAAACGUUGAAUCUCUACAGGAAUAUGAAAAUGACUUACCAUCAAGCAAAUUGAAUCGCUUCAAACGUCAAACCGUGCCAGCUCAAACAGAACGUGCAAAUAAUCGUGACUUAGUGUUUGAGCCACUCCAAUUCGAUGGUGAGUCUGAAGAAGAAGAAGUCAUAAGUUCAUCAUCGAAUAAAGGGCGUCGAAAGAAUAAGAACAACAAUCGAAAUGGAGCAAAUGUUGCUUCGAAAGGUCGCAACGACGAUGACAACGAUGACAAUAAAGAGCCGCCGCUCGACAAACUUGUUAAAGACAUUCGAACAAAGGUCAAGGAUUCCAAAAAAUUCUGGUCGAAUUUGCCGUAUCAAAUUUGUAACAAUGACGAAAUUGCCGCAUCGCCAAGCAAUGACAUGAAUUGCUGGAAUGGAAAUCGAAUCGACAGAUAUCCACACAUGAUUGCCAAUGAUCAGGCUUCAAAUCCCGAAUUCCCAUCGCCGUUGAAUAGCAGACGUACAGCUACAUUCGAUGCACAAUUGUUUGCGCUGAAAAAUACCGUCAUCCAACUGCGAAAUGCAUACAAUGGCCAUGACGUUGAAUGGGCUGAUGUUGAGGAGCCCUACUAUGGUAGCGGUUCGGGCUCAGGCGGUGGAAGCAUCGAAGAUAGUGAGGAGGAGGGUUCUGGUAUAGGUACGAUUGACUAUACGCCCGGAAUCAACGAAUCCGGACCAUCGACGACACACCCAGUCGAUCCAGUCGGAGGCAAUGGACACAGUGGCACUGGCAGCGCACCCGACACAAGUGAAAAAGAAACUAAAACUAACGUUGAUCCAAACAAAAGCAAUAAAAUUAAUGAAAUCGAUAGUAAUAGUAUUAACCAUAAUAGUUCGGGCAGCAGCGCUGUCGGCACCACCUCGCAAAUGUCUCUCAAACGUGCCCUAUUUACAUACUUUUUGCCAAUUUAUCUAGCAUGGUUUGGUGGUUUAUUUUCCGAACUGCUGUGAUCAACUUAUAAUUUUUUUAUUAUAAUUAUUAUACAAAUUUAAUUUAACGUGUAUUUAAAGAGAGAUGGAGAGGAAGUAAAAACAAUAUGGAGGGAGGACAAAACAUACAAGAUUUCAAUAAUGAUAAUAGACAAGUGAGCGAUUAGUAAAUAGAAUGAAUGAAAUUGAAUAGAAUUUAUUGCAAGUAUACUUACCAGUUCGUGUAUACGGAGAGAUUUAGUGAACGAGAGAAAAAAAAUUGAACGCAAGUCGCUUAGAUAAGGAUUGAACAUAUUAAGCAAAUAUUUUUCACAAGAAAUUAAAACACAAUUUAAGCUACAAGGAAAAAAUGAGAAUAAAAAAAACAAACAAAAACAGAACAACCUUUUUAAGGGCAACAGAUGGACGAUUUUUGAAAUACGUAGAAGCAAAACAAAAUUCGCAGAAAAACGUAACAGGUCAUUUAGUCGUUUAAAUACGUUUUUUAAAACAAAAAAAGAGGUUAGACAAACAUUAAUUAGCCAUACGCGAGAACAUAUUUUACAUGUAAAUAUUACGAUUAACAUAUUAUAAAUUAUCUCUAAUUUUAUUCGCAAAGAGCAAACGUUGUAAAUUACACACUUUCUUUUGAGUGGACAUUUUUUUUCUGUACUGUCACUUUUUAACUCAAGCUCAAGAAAAAAAAAACUUUAUGUUCAUUUAAAUUCUGAAUAAAUAUGAAUAAAUAUGAUACGAAACUUUGUGACAAAUAAUACCGAACAAA